AUGCUGCAUACGGCAACACCUGUAGAACGAGGGUACGUAUUUCCAUCUCCAACUCCCGUGCAAAGGGUCAACGGAAAGUGGCGAUCUGUGGAGAUUGUGACGUGUGUAACAGGUGGCAAAGAUGUGGUUGUGGCAGACUUUCCGAUGUACAGGCUUUUUCGUGCAACAACGCCACUGCAAACUUUGCACAAUGUUUGUGAAGACAUCAAGUGGAAGGGCAUUGACGAUCGUCUCCUCAAGUACGAAGAGUUCUUCCGUGAGACUUCGCAGAAAUCUCGAAGCAAGGAUGUGCUUUACCUUGUCGUGGACGGCCUGGAUUUGUUCUUCAACGACGUAAGCGAGGUAUCAGCCUCACCCGCCAAAGAAAACCUGGCUGACAUAACUUCAAGGGUGAUUGCGGAGCGGUAUGAGGCCCUUGCAAGUGGUCCACCCCGACGGGAUAUCGUAAUGUCUACUGAGCGAUUGUGUGGCUGGGGCGGCGCCAAAUUCUGCUCUCCGGAGGACGAAGCAAGAUAUCCAGAGGCGCCUACAGAUUCUAAGUACCUCAACGCCGGUGGAUACAUCGGACCAGCAGAGGCUCUUAGCGAGAUGAUCUCAGCAGUUCUGCAAAUGAAACGAACUGCAACUGGAGAGCACAAAGAGAAAGGACGGAUGUCAGACCAGUAUUUCUUUAAGCUGUACUUCUGGGAUCAUCAGGACCGCAUUGCCCUGGACUACCACCAGUCAAUUUUCGGGAACUUUCUCGAGAUCUCCAAUCGACCAUGUGAAAGUGACUUUGCCCCGAUGUGUGCAGUAAAGCCUUGCUGCACAGAGAGCGACAAUUUCCGCAGGUUUCAUCAAAUAUUCUUCAGCCGCUACAAGGUAAAAGGCUGUGCAGUUUGGCGGAAGAACAACCUGCCUAUUUCCUGGCAUGGCAAUGGAGCUGGCAAGUGGCUCUACCUUCUGGCCCUCGAUCAGCUAUCCGUUCGCUGUGGCCCUGCGGCGAACGUCACCAGGGAACAAAUGCCACAGGACAUAAUGGCAGAAUCUCUGGUGGCAUCCAGUGUAGGCCCGGAGUGA
Messenger RNA from Cladocopium goreaui, 1059 nucleotides. The record is from the annotation of a GenBank genome assembly. Lineage: Eukaryota; Dinophyceae; Suessiales; Symbiodiniaceae.